Molecule: messenger RNA, 1608 nt
Organism: Acomys russatus (golden spiny mouse)
Lineage: Eukaryota; Metazoa; Chordata; Mammalia; Rodentia; Muridae
Gene: Popdc3
Product: popeye domain containing 3
Exons: 4
Coding region: 373-1248 (291 amino acids)
Cellular component (GO): sarcolemma
Molecular function (GO): cAMP binding
Source: RefSeq, a predicted model, not a curated record
GAUCCAGGAGCGAGCGGCGGGGCAGCGGGGCGGGCGCGGUUCGGGAAGCGGGCUUCGGGCCUUCCGAGCCGCCCGCCCCUGCUCACUCUCCCGAAAAGUUCUUCGGGAUCCAUCGGGAGCGGCGCGAGGGCCGGGAAGGAAAUAGCAAAAUCUUUGUGGACUUGGCCUGAAUCAGGAGCCCAGAUGAGCUUAAAGAAACUGGUGCGGAACCCUCGGUUUUGGGCUCCCUGUACACUAGACCCCUCCAUGCCAGCUCCAGUGUCUCCUGCCUGUGCAGGCGAAGCAACAUUCUGUGAUGGGACAGCGAAGGACUCCACCACCAGCCUCAGCAUCAUCUAGAGUAAACUGACAAGGGAGGCAGACAGUACAGCCAUGGAAAAAAAUUCAAGUGUGUGGAAGAGCCUGGUGGCUGAACACCCACUCUGCAUAGCCUGGAAGCAGGAGGCGGAAGGGGCCGUCUACCAUCUCGCCUGUAUCUUGUUUGUGGUUGGGUUUAUGGGCGGCAGUGGAGUCUUCGGUCUCCUUUACGUCUUCAGCUUGCUGGGGCUGGGUUUCCUCUGCUCUGCCGUCUGGGCGUGGGUAGACGUCUGUGCUGCCGACAUAUUUUCCUGGAAUUUCGUGCUGUUCGUCAUCUGCUUCAUGCAGUUCGUUCACAUCACGUAUCAAGUCCACAGCGUAACCUUUGCCCGAGAGUUCCAGGUGUUGUAUAGCUCCCUUUUCAAGCCCCUUGGGAUCCCCCUGCCCGUCUUCAGGACGAUUGCUCUGAGCUCUGAAGUGGUCACGUUGGAGAAGGAGCACUGUUACGCCAUGCAGGGGAAGACCUCCAUAGAUAGACUUUCCAUGCUUGUCUCAGGAAGGAUCAGAGUGACAGUCGAUGGCGAGUUCCUGCAUUAUAUCUCCCCGUUUCAGUUCCUGGAUUCUCCCGAGUGGGACUCGCUGAGACCCACAGAGGAAGGCAUUUUCCAGGUAACCCUCACAGCAGAAACUGAUUGUCGAUAUGUGUGUUGGAGGAGGAAGAAGUUAUAUCUGCUCUUUGCUCAGCAUCGCUACAUCUCCCGCCUGUUUUCGGUUUUAAUCGGCAGUGACAUUGCAGAUAAACUUUAUGCCUUGAACGACAGGGUUUACAUAGGAAAAAAACAUCACUAUGAUAUUCGGUUGCCCAACUACUAUCAGAUGUCAAGUCCAGACUUGUCCGGAUCACCCCUAACAGACCAGUUUCGGAACUCCAGACAACACUGUAACAAAUGACGCCAGAACCUGAAGUCAUAUGAUGACUGCAAAAGGACUUCAUCAUUCCCGAGACACAUCAGCACAUUGUUAUUUUUAUAACUUAAAAUCAGAGUCAGGACGCCAUUGCCAGCUGUUUGAUUCAUUGUAAUUUCUGCAUUGCAAAUAAAAUUUACAAAUUGUCUUGUAUUUCUUGCUGUUAUAAUGGGACAUGGAGAUGAAUAACGACAGGCAGUUUGUCCUUUUUUCUCCAUCAUGCCUGGGAGGAUGUGAUUUCACAUUCUCUGAUACUUUCUCAAAUGCACUGUCUUGUUACUGUUGGCCCAGGAGAACCAAAUGUUUUCACCGGGAGAGCAGGUUGCUACAGUCCACAGACCCAUC